This is a messenger RNA of Zootermopsis nevadensis, 1366 nucleotides long. RefSeq names its product NADPH-dependent quinone oxidoreductase VAT1. The record is from RefSeq and is a predicted model, not a curated record. Gene Ontology annotation, molecular function: oxidoreductase activity. Lineage: Eukaryota; Metazoa; Arthropoda; Insecta; Blattodea; Termopsidae.
CUGCAGUUACUGUUUGAGUGGUAGACCUGUUGGACAGUGCUACAUGUUGAAACGCGUGUAGUAAGGUAUUUAGUGAGUUACGGGCAGGACCACUGGAUCGACUGUUGAAGCAAGUUAACACCCUCCUGGACCGAACAUUGAUCUGUUAUUUCCUCUUAUUUGUAUUCUUCAGGAUGAUAUCAGCAGGUGAUCCACAACUAUCAGUCGUUUUGUCAGGAUACGGCGGCUAUGAGUGUCUUAAGGUGAUGCCAUGGCCAACCCGAUUGCUGGGCAAGGGUGAUGUGCAGGUGGCCGUGGUGGUAUGCGGGAUGAAUUUUGCGGACCUUUAUACCCGCCAAGGGUUGUUGCAUGAGAGAAAGCCCCCAUUCGUGCUGGGCAUGGAGUGCGCUGGGAAAGUGACUGCUGUGGGCGACAGUGUGACGCACAUCAAUGUGGGGGACCGUGUUCUGUGCUACCAGUACACUGGAGAUCUGUAUCGGGAGCACGUGGUAGUGUCUGCCUCGAACUGCUUCGUGCUGCCAUCUGGAAUGAGCUAUGAACAUGGUGCAGCACUUGCAGCCAACUACUUGACCGCGUACUUCUGCGUACUGGACAUCGGUCACUUGCGCGAUGGGCAGAGUAUCCUCAUACCGUCUUGCGCAGGUGGAGUGGGAUGGGCAGCCACUCAGCUUGCCCGCUCAGUAGGGACCGUCACUAUCUUUGGUACGUGUUCCCCAGGAAAGCGCGAUGCAGUGCAAAAGAAUGGUGUCACACAUCCACUGAACCACGAUAACUAUGAUCAGGAGCUGCUUAAACACAGCCCCGAUGGCGUGGACGUAGUGAUCGACAGCGUGGCAGGGAGUGCCUUCAGCACAAGUCAGCGUCUGCUUAAACCUCUGGGACGAGCUGUGCUUAUUGGCUCAAGCAGCGUGGUGACAGGCAGCAAGAAGAUUGGGAUGUGGAACUUUCUGCGAAUGUGGUGGGACACCAAGGGCAUCAGCGCUACAGACCUCAUCAUGCACAACCGUGUGGUGGCGGGUCUGCACCUCGGAUUGCUGAUGGAGCGGGAGCCCGACCGCAUUCGAGAAGCUAUGGAUCACUUGUUCCAGCUGUACGAAGAGGGGAAAAUCAAACCUUACAUCGACUCCACAUGGCCACUUGAUAAGGUGGUAGACGCCACCAAGGUCCUGGCCGAACGAAAAAAUGUGGGUAAGGUUCUGUUGACAAUCGAGAGAACAGACUCUAGCGAGCUCUGAAGCAUCACACUCCAUACAUUUGAAUAAUUAAUUUUUUCAUACUGAUUUUAGAAUCAUCAAGAAAUAUAAAUAUACAUUUAUACAUUUGUACUGAAAAGACAAAUUUAAAAAUAAACUUUGAUUAUAAUGUC